Messenger RNA from Chroicocephalus ridibundus (black-headed gull), 6587 nucleotides. It is a transcript of the gene MTMR3, whose product is annotated as myotubularin related protein 3. Lineage: Eukaryota; Metazoa; Chordata; Aves; Charadriiformes; Laridae. The transcript is spliced from 21 exons. Gene Ontology annotation, cellular component: membrane; cytoplasm. The coding region runs from base 553 to 4176 and encodes 1207 amino acids. The record is from RefSeq and is a predicted model, not a curated record. Gene Ontology annotation, biological process: phosphatidylinositol dephosphorylation; regulation of autophagy. Gene Ontology annotation, molecular function: phosphatidylinositol-3-phosphate phosphatase activity; metal ion binding; protein phosphatase binding.
AUUAUAUGAGCAUUGCUGCUCACCUUGGCUUUCUUGCAGCUUUGCCCGAAAGUACUUAGGCAAUAACCAGUAUUUAGGGGUACUCAUCUGCUUUCUUGGCGGGCAAAAAAGCUAUUUUUAGCAUAAAAUUAAGACACUUUUGAAGAUUAGUACAAAACCAGUUGGUUCCUCUAUACAAGGGCUUUCCUGUAGUUUGUAGUGAUAAGGAAUAUGUUUUUUUCCACUUCUGCGUACCAAAGAAGUUUAAAACAAAUUUGAACUGCUUUGUGGACACAAUUCCUGAACUGUUCCCUACCAGAAGAGAGACCUUAACCAGCACGUGUGCACCUGUCGGAGUCCGCUCGCUACAUUCCCUCUUUGGGCAUAUUAAGAUCUCAGUAGCUGACUUACAAAGCAUUGCCAAUGUGAAGUAUCGGAAGAGUAUCAUCUGAAACUUUCUGGGACGACACAGACUGUUUUAUUAUCUGGUAUUCUUUGAUUUUAAUAAGUGAAGAAGAGCCUCGAAGUAUUGUGAGUAAAGACGAGGAUUUCUCCUCCUAUCCAGGGCCUGUCAUGGAUGAAGAGACUCAGCACAGCCUUGAAUGCAUCCAGGCUAAUCAGAUUUUUCCCAGGAAGCAGCUGAUCCGAGAGGAUGAGAACCUUCAGGUCCCGUUCAUUGAACUUCAUGGUGAGAGUACAGAGUACGUGGGACGAGCGGAGGAUGCCAUCAUUGCACUUUCUAAUUACAGGCUUCACAUCAAAUUCAAGGAGUCUGUUGUGAAUGUCCCGUUGCAGCUGAUAGAAAGCGUUGAGUGCCGUGAUAUAUUUCAGCUUCAUUUGACUUGCAAAGACUGCAAGGUUAUAAGGUGUCAGUUUUCUACUUUUGAGCAGUGUCAAGACUGGCUGAAGCGACUGAACAAUGCCAUCCGCCCUCCUUCGAAGAUAGAAGACCUCUUCUCCUUCGCCUAUCACGCUUGGUGCAUGGAGGUGUACGCCAGCGAAAAGGAACAGCAUGGGGAUUUGUGUCGGCCAGGAGAACAUGUAACUUCAAGGUUUAAAAAUGAAGUGGAACGGAUGGGUUUUGAUAUGAACAAUGCCUGGAGGAUUUCCAACAUCAAUGAGAAGUACAAGCUCUGUGGCAGUUACCCCCAGGAAAUCAUCGUUCCUGCCUGGAUCACGGAUAAAGAGCUCGAGAGUGUGGCAAGCUUUCGGUCCUGGAAGCGUAUCCCUGCUGUUGUGUACAGGCACCAGAGCAAUGGAGCAGUUAUUUCCCGCUGUGGCCAGCCCGAGGUCAGUUGGUGGGGCUGGAGGAAUGCAGAUGACGAACACCUUGUCCAGUCCGUAGCCAAAGCCUGCGCCUCAGAUUCGAGGUCCAACGGUAACAAAUUAAUGAAUGGCAAUUGUUCCAGAGAUUUCUCCAAUGGAGGGGAUCUCUCCGAUGUGGAAUUUGACUCCUCGAUCUCCAAUGCUUCAGGAGCAGAGAGUUUGGCAAUCCAGCCUCAGAAGCUUUUGAUCUUAGACGCGCGAUCUUACGCUGCGGCGGUGGCCAACAGAGCCAAAGGUGGAGGCUGUGAGUGCCCAGAGUAUUACCCAAACUGUGAAGUAGUGUUCAUGGGGAUGGCAAACAUUCAUUCUAUCCGGAAGAGCUUUCAGUCGCUGCGUUUGCUCUGCACGCAAAUGCCGGAUCCAGGAAAUUGGUUAUCAGCUCUGGAAAGCACCAAAUGGCUGCAGCACUUGUCCGUGCUCCUGAAAUCCGCGCUACUCGUGGUCCAUGCCGUGGACCGAGACCAGCGACCCGUCUUGGUGCACUGCUCGGACGGCUGGGACCGAACCCCCCAGAUCGUGGCACUGGCCAAACUGCUGCUAGAUCCCUAUUACAGGACCACAGAGGGUUUCCAGGUGCUAGUGGAGACGGAGUGGCUGGAUUUUGGCCACAAGUUUGCAGAUCGCUGUGGCCAUGGUGAGAAUUCGGAUGACCUAAAUGAGCGCUGCCCAGUGUUUUUACAGUGGCUGGACUGCGUCCAUCAGCUCCAGAGGCAGUUCCCUUGCUCUUUCGAGUUUAACGAAGCAUUCCUUGUGAAACUGGUGCAGCACACCUACUCUUGCCUCUUUGGUACAUUCCUGUGCAACAAUGCGAAAGAGAGAGGAGAGAAACACACUCAGGAACGGACCUGUUCUGUCUGGUCUUUGCUGCGGGCAGCAAACAAAGCCUUCAAAAACCUGCUCUACUCCUCCCAGUCCGAAUCUGUGCUGUACCCGGUGUGCCAUGUGCGGAAUCUGAUGCUCUGGAGCGCUGUUUACCUGCCGUGCUCUUCCCCCUCCACACCCGCUGAUGACACCUGCGCCCCGUACCCCGUUCCAGGCUCUAGCCCUGAAGAUCAGCCUCUGGGCAGGUUACCAAAGACAAGAUCGUUUGACAAUCUGACGACAGCCUGUGAUAGCAGCGUGCCUCCAACCAAUCGUCGCAGCAGCGACCCCAGCCUCAAUGAGAAGUGGCAAGAGCACCGCCGCUCGCUGGAGCUGAGCGGCCUCGGCAGCCCCGGGGACGAUGCCUUCGACGGAGACAGCCUGGGCAAACAGGGCAGGGCUCCAGUGGGAGCAGAGCUCUCUGUUGCCGCUGGUGUGGCAGAGGGACAGAUGGAGAACAUUUUGCAAGAGGCCACUAAAGAUGACGUUGGCCUGGAGGAGCACUUAAGGGGUAGCCUGGAGGCAGGAGGGAAAGGGGAUGACACUGCCCUGGAUAAGGAGAAGAGAACUGAAAAUCUACAUCUCUGUGAGAAGGCUGAGGCGGAUAAAGGUAUUGUAACGAACAAUCCAGUAUCCAAUCCACAUCCAGUUUCACAAGGUGCUUCUGAGCUUAAAGGACAACAGGAUGAGCACGCUGAUCUCAGUAACGCUCUCCAGAAGUUACCUCAGGUGAGAGGACUACAGGCGGCUCCUUUGGAGGGCUCGGUAAAUAGAGACGCUCAAAAGCAUACAGAGGAGGAAGGUGUUAGCAAACUUGAAGGAGAAGCAGAGAGCCUGUCCCACGCAGCGCAGGCCAGCCUUCCCUUACCUCUUACAAUCCCGCAUGAGGCGAGAACAUCCAACAUUGAAAGUUCUACGGAAACCUUGACAGAGAAUGAAGCAAAGCAAGAGCUCGUCCCAAAGGGCCCUUGCCAUAGACCUCACCCGCUCGACAACAGUGCUGACGGACUUUCUCGAACUAUUGACAAUAGGCCGGAGGGGGAGAGCAUGCUAGAACUUCAAAAACUGGGAACAAAAGUACAUAGGACUUCUGGUGGCAGCAACACACACAUCCCGAUGCCUUCCCCUUGUGCCUUGCCUUUAGCUGAAUGUAAAGGUGAGAUUGUGUGUAACGGAGAGCUGGAGCCCGAGAACAAGAUGACGGAGAAGCCUGCGGGGUUUAGUAUCACCCAAAAAUACCACGCGACGAACGGGCACUGUGUGAACGGAGAGGACGGCCGGAUCAAAGCCUCUCUGAGCCGGCAGGUCUCCACAGCUAGCUGUAGCUCUGCGCAGUUUCACUUGAGGAACUUGCACCAAAAAUGGAUGUUUAGUCCCCUUGGAAAGCAGCAGGCAGCCAGCAGCCCAGACCAACCCGCCAGAAGCCACCUGGACGAUGAUGGGAUGCCCGUCUACACUGACGUUAUCCAGCAGCGCCUGCGCCAGAUAGAAACUGGCCAUCAGCAAGAAGUGGAGACCUUGAAGAAGCAAGUGCAAGAGUUGAAGAGCCGGUUGGAGAGCCAGUUCCUGAAUAGCUCCUUGCGUCUCAACGGUGAUUAUGGAGACGAAGUGACUUCCAUACCCGACUCGGAAAGCAAUCUGGAUCAGAACUGCUUGUCUCGCUGCAGCACAGAGAUUUUCUCUGAAGCCAGCUGGGAGCAGGUGGAUAAACAGGACACAGAGGUGACGCGAUGGCUUCCGGACCACCUGGCGGCACACUGCUAUGGCUGUGACAGUACCUUCUGGCUCGCCAGUCGGAAGCACCACUGCAGGGACGUUGAACGUGUUGAUCAGAUCUGGAAUUGUGGAAACGUGUUCUGCUCCAGUUGCUGUAACCAGAAGGUGCCCGUUCCCAGUCAGCAGCUCUUUGAACCCAGCAGAGUCUGCAAAUCCUGCUACAGCAGCUUGCACCCGAGCAGUUCCAGCCUGGAUCUCGAACUGGACAAACCCAUCACUGCCACGUCGAAUUGAAGUCCCAGCCUCCACGCAGCGGGGGAGCAGCCGGUGCCGACUCUUCCCCCGCUCCCAGACAGGCGGAUUCUCGGUGGGCCGAGGCUGGGAGGACGCGGGAGCCGUGCACUUUGGAGGUUGGGGCGUGGAACGCCGCUCGGCGGGACAGAGCUGGAGGACGUACCGCUGGAUCCUGGGAUUCUCCUUUUCCAGCUAUUCCCCCUUUCCUUUCGGUCCUAUCUGUGUGUAUGUGUCUACGCGUGUGUGUGUAUAUAUAUAAUAUAUAUAUAUAUGUUCGUUUGUUUGCUGGAAGACUGGGGAAGUGGGAAGGGAGCUGGCGCCAGAACCAGAUUUCCCGUUGGCAUUUAAGUGUCCCACUGCUGAACUGUUGCAGACAGACGAUUUUGCGGAGGAAAGAAGAAGAGGGGACUCGGUCCAGCCAGUGCGCGGAGCGUGAAUUCCUGUAGCGUCGGCGCUAGUGCUUUCAAUCACUCCUCUCACUUCCAAACAAAGACACUGCUGUUUGGGAACCUGUUGCUGCUAGAAGAAAUGGGAAUCUCCUUCCCAAGAGAGCACUCUCCCCCUCUGUUCUUAGAGUGGGCUUUAGUUAUCCUCGCUGCGGGAUAGGGGGAAUUGGGCUGGGAUUUCCGUGCUGGGCGGUUCUGUCCCUGCACACACACAAUCGAGGUGUUCCGUUGCCAUCGGGCCCCUCCGCGGUGCCUCCCGGUGGGAAAGACCUGUAGAAGGCUGGGAAAGGGAAGUGGGCGCCUGUUAGCAAGAGGCGAGAAGGGGAUGGAACAGGCCGCCCAGCUGAGGGGCUUUACCCUGGCGCCGCUCUCUGAAGCCGUCUAAAUGCAAUUAAUUAUUUAAAAUCGAGUGGGAAAGUAGAAGACCUUGGACUUGUGUCCCUGCCCUGCCUGUGGGAUGGUUCGCUGGACACGGAGCUACUUCUGGAGCGGUGCGCUUGGCACGGCUCGCACACACAGGCCGUCGCGCCGGUGUCGAGACUCGCACUUUAAUGAGACGAUCCAAACCAACGAACGAGCAACUGCGAUCCGCCGGUGUUCUCGCUGGGCUCGGCCCGUGAGCCGUGCGCUGGUGCUUGUCGUGCUCCCGGGAUGUCCCCUCCUUUUCCAGUCUGCGUUCGGUGUACUCCGGAUAGGAAAAACCUGCCCGAGGAUUUUAUAAAGACCUACAACACAUCAUGGCUUCCCCUUCUUCCUUCUGUCCCAAUCCCAGUCGCUUUUAAGGUCACCUCAUUAAAGUGUGAAUCUCUUGCAAAUCGGGUUUGUAAUGAGCGUUAGGUACUCGUCCCCGUUUCCUUUCGAUAGAGGCUGCUUAGUGCGCUUUGGCGAGGAGGAGAUGGAGCUCCCGCGUCACGGCGCGUCGCCUGGACGAAGUUACAGCUUCUCGCGUGACGCUCUCAAGAACAAAAAUCCUGCUGGAGUGUUGGAGAGUUUUAAACGCAAAAGCUCAAAAUGUAAGAACCCUUGGGAAAAGGAGCGCUUCCCUUCCCCGGAAUGUCAGGAUCGCGUGAUCCAAAGCGAGUAUCCCACAGAGAAAACCAUCUCGGAAUAUUUGUUAGGUCUGAUGGGGAAAAGAAAUGUCGAGGUGUUUUAUUUUUUGGCUUUGAGCUUCCCCCGCCCUUUGCAGGGACCGUUAGCGCUGCUGCGGCGUAAGCUGAAGAUUCCCAAAACAGAACUGAAUGUCCAGGAGGCCGGUUCAGCGGAGCAGCCCCUCUCCUUACGGGAAGGGCUCCGGUAACGGAGCGUCUUGGCUUCUCCCCGGCUACGGGCUUUGAAACGUUUUUCAAACCAUCGGGAGGGAAGAGCAAAGCGAACGAUGGGGUUCUUCAGUCGAGUUGUACCUGGAGGUCUUUGUUCCUAAAGCCGCGCGGCGACUGGCCGGGAUAGAACCGUAGCCAUCGCUGUUGCCGGUGCGGCGGAGGCGGCCGGAGCGGGGAAAGGACGGUGCACGGCCCCCGACUCUGGCUGUCCCGGGGCGGGGGGGCCAUUAGAGGUGUGACGUGGGGGGCCGGGGGUAGUUUGCGCACUGACGUCGUGUGGGCCCGUGGUGCGAAUAGACGGUCGAAAACUUAAGCCUGAGAUUCUGCAGUUGCUAAUGACAGGUGCCAAGAGGUUCUGAUACGGGUUUUCGGGGUCUGUGAUGUACAGUGUGAAUAAAUGCUUGCAGCUCUUAGUCUUUUUUUGAUCGAUGAAGCACUUUUUUUAUUAAUAUUAUUUUUCUUUGUAUGUAAAGGAGGAACCAGUAUCUCUCCAUAGCUGUAUAUAUAACCCUUCUCUCCUCAAGAGAGUAAAGUGCUCCUAUAUUUUUCAUUUUUGUCAAAGCGAGAAGUAAAUACUUUAGAAUUGUUAAAUAUAUAAAUAAAAGUGAAUAAAGUUUAGACUUUUGCAUGGGAGCAUUUGCUAACA